Molecule: messenger RNA, 1399 nt
Organism: Glycine soja
Lineage: Eukaryota; Viridiplantae; Streptophyta; Magnoliopsida; Fabales; Fabaceae
Product: isoflavone reductase-like
Exons: 5
Coding region: 255-1211 (318 amino acids)
Molecular function (GO): oxidoreductase activity
Source: RefSeq, a predicted model, not a curated record
UUGGUUUGGACUACACAGAAUUCAUGGAGCCGCCGCCGGCCGCAGAUCAGGAAAUAGAUACUUGUUUGUUUGGUGCGUUAAACUUGGAAACAAAAGAAGUGAAAUUUUGCAUAUAGAUCAAAGUUGAUGGCCCUAUAAAUACAAAUUGAAGUAUUGCUAUGCAUCAUCACUAAGCCAUUGCUAGUUUGAUUACCUAUCAAAACCAGAAAAACACACUGCAAUUGUUUGGACUAGUUUUAAUUUCUUCCAAUUCCAUGGCUGGGAAAGAUAGAAUCCUGAUUUUGGGACCCACUGGAGCCAUUGGAAGGCACAUAGUCUGGGCAAGUGUGAAGGCAGGGAACCCAACAUUUGUGUUGGUGAGGAACACCCCUGGCUCUAACAACAGGGUCAAUCUGGUCAAAGCUGCUAAUCCUGAAACCAAGGAAGAGCUCAUUGAGAGCUUCAAAAAUUCAGGAGUAAAUCUAAUUCAGGGAGAUAUGAAUGAUCAUGAGAGUCUGGUUAAUGCAAUCAAGCAAGUUGAUGUCGUAAUCUGUGCAUUUGGUAGACUACUAAUUGAAGACCAGUUGAAGAUCAUUGCAGCAAUAAAAGAAGCUGGAAACGUCAAGAGAUUUUUUCCAUCUGAAUUUGGAUUGGAUGUGGAUCGUCACGAUUCAGUUGACCCAGUUAGAGAAGUUUUCGAGGAAAAAGCAAGAAUUCGAAGAAUAAUUGAAGCCGAAGGAAUUCCAUACACUUACCUAUGUUGUCAUGCCUUUACUGGUUACUUCUUACGUAACCUGGCACAGAUUGACAUCACUGUUCCUCCGAGGGACAAGGUAUUCAUUCUAGGAGAUGGAAAUGUGAAAGGAGCGUUUGUGACUGAGGCUGAUGUGGGAACUUUGACCAUCGAAGCAGCGAAUGACCCUAAUGCCUUGAACAAAACCGUGCACAUAAGACUCCCUAAGAAUUAUUUGACCAUAAAUGAGAUCAUCUCUUUGUGGGAGAACAAAAUUGGGAAGACUCUUGAAAAAACUUAUGUUUCAGAGGAAAAGGUUCUUAAAGACAUUAAGGAGGCUUCUUUUCCAAACAAUUACCUGCUGGCAUUGUACCACUCACAGCAGAUAAAGGGAGAUGCAGUGUAUGAGAUUGACACUGCCAAAGAUCUUGAGGCUUCUGAAGCUUAUCCUAACGUGGAAUACACCACCGUCGAUGAAUAUUUGAAUCAGUUUGUCUGAUUUUUGAGUAAUUGAUGCAAUUUUUGUUGCUCUGCAAAGUGCUCAAUAAAACCUAUGCCUUUUCUUUUUUGCGAAAUUGGUUGCUUUUGUCCUAUGUUUCGGAAACCAUCCACAUUAAUGUAAUCUUUUUUUUUUUUACCUUAAUAAUACUCUAAUCUGCGGUCGGAAGCACUGUUUAAAUUUUUUUA